Molecule: messenger RNA, 755 nt
Organism: Daldinia loculata
Lineage: Eukaryota; Fungi; Ascomycota; Sordariomycetes; Xylariales; Hypoxylaceae
Product: Cupredoxin
Exons: 1
Coding region: 218-595 (125 amino acids)
Biological process (GO): reductive iron assimilation; cellular response to iron ion starvation
Cellular component (GO): high-affinity iron permease complex
Molecular function (GO): ferroxidase activity; copper ion binding
Source: RefSeq, a predicted model, not a curated record
UCGCAUAAGGAGGUCUGAGCGUCUUCAAGUAGCAGGAACUCGCCAUCGAAUAUCGCCGUCAGGUCACCAUUAAAAGAAACGAUGGAGGCCCGUAUCCGACACAUUUGCUCUUCAAGCAUUUUAGUCUUCGUUGUCUUAAAUUCUUUCUCAGUUUAUAAUCCCAGCUUCGUACCUCGAAGACUCACGCCCUGCCAACAUAGAGUUCCCAUUGAAUGCGAUGCAUAGGGGAUGCAUUCCUUUGCUCAUCGCGCUGGCCCAGGUCACAGGGUCAUCGGCAAAGACGGUGUCAUAUGACUGGAACGUAACUUGGGUAUUCGCCAGCCCAGAUGGAUUUGGGAGGCCAGUCAUAGGGAUAAACGAUGAUUGGCCCUGCCCGAUUAUCGAGGCAGAUGUUGGUGAUUUCAUCAGUAUUAACUUGAAUAACAAACUAGGGAAUGAGACUACUGGCCUCCAUUUCCAUGGCAUCAACCAAAUAAAUACGAACUCGAUGGACGGCGCCGUUGGUACAAACCAAUGCCCUCUACCUCCAGAUCAUUCUGUCAAGUACCGGUUCUAUGUAAGUAGUGAAGGCAAGUAUACUAUUGGGAGGGGAUAAUCAGACUAAUAAUCAAUAUACAUAGGCAGAUGCUCCUGGUACAUACUGGUGUAAGUAGAGGAAGGCUCUUGACAGCUGGGCCGCCCCCUAUAUUGACAAUAGCAUGACAGAUCAUUCCCAUAGCAUGGGGCAGUAUCCUGACGGUUUUCGUGGCCCGCUC